Messenger RNA from Harpegnathos saltator (Jerdon's jumping ant), 3565 nucleotides. Its product is annotated as dipeptidase 1. Gene Ontology annotation, biological process: proteolysis. The transcript is spliced from 9 exons. NCBI's taxonomy places the organism in Eukaryota, Metazoa, Arthropoda, Insecta, Hymenoptera, Formicidae. The record is from RefSeq and is a predicted model, not a curated record. The coding region runs from base 843 to 2240 and encodes 465 amino acids. Gene Ontology annotation, molecular function: metallodipeptidase activity.
UCUAGCAGCAGCCAGUCGCCGGCUGCCGGGCCACGACCUCGCAUCAACCCCCGGCUCGCUCUCGCUCACCCGUUCUCGUUCACGUUCGCUCGCUCGCUCGCUCGCUCGCGUUCGUUCAUUCGUCCGUUUCGUUCCGACGCGCAACGCGCGCGCGAGACAGGGACAGAGCUUUCACGGCCACGUUUUCCGCAUAACCCGACGAGUCUGCGUCCGAAUUUCCGAAGCGCCGCCGCCGUCGCCAGUCUUCGGCUAGCCGCGAAGGCGUCACGACGAGAGGAGCGGACCGACCCUUGCCUCUCGAGGCUGAGAGGGAUAAGGGGAGACGGAAACAGCUUUACGAGACUGUGUGGAGAGAUUCUUACCCCCGUCCGUCCGCAAGAUUCCUCACGUUAGAGCGGCUGAUUCUUUCGAUCAGCCUAUCGCGCGAGAUCGCGUUUCUCGCGUCGCUCUCGGGUUAACGGAAGUCCACUCGCCUUGUUUGCCGGGGGUUGUGCUCCAAGGAGCGUUUUCGCGACUCGCACGCGGAAAUACCGAGCGGAUAUCACCGCGCUGUGCACGACGAGUGCACCCUCGGAGGAUCGUCAGGCGCGCGAAAUUUUCAUACGUGUUCCGCGGCGCAUUCGUGUGUCGAGGAUUGUGGCAUCGAGGAGUCGCGAAGGUCUCUCGGCCUCGGUGUGAGAGAAUUGUCUCGUGCGGAGCAAGUGACGCCCGUUCUCUCGCUCUCGCGUCCUUUCAUUCCCGCGGCACUCCGCGGAGUAUGGCGGAUGGGUGACAGACGACGCGGAUCCGCUGCUGGCUGAAGGUGUUUUUCAGCGUCGUUGGGACCAUGUGAGGUUUCGACCAUGAGGAGCGCGCUUCUUUCCCUGCGGGCGGGAAGGACGAGUCGUACACCUCUGGAUAAUUUGAAGGCGAAAAUAUCAACGUCGAAAGUGCCGAGGCUACAUCGAUCUUUUAGGCGAAAGAGUGGCGGCCAGAGCGGUGUGUGGACAGCAAGCGUGAUCAUACUCUCGAUCGGCACCUGGGUGGGCAAGGUCGGCCCGCGCCCGGCGGAUGGGGAGCUCGCGCUCCUGACGUCGCCGCGUGAGCGAUUGGAAACUGUCCGGCAGGUUCUUUCCGAGGUGCCUUUGAUCGACGGCCACAAUGACCUGCCGUGGAACAUCAGGAACUUCGUCCACAACCAGCUGGCGGACUUUGAUUUCGACAAGGACCUGCGCCAAGUCGCGCCCUGGAGCAAGAGCGCCUGGAGUCAGACCGACCUGGUCCGGCUGCGGCAAGGCAUGGUCGGCGGUCAGUUUUGGGCCGCUUACGUGCCGUGCGCGUCCCAGCAUCUCAACGCGGUCCAGCUGACUCUGGAGCAGGUGGACCUCAUUAAGAGGCUCAUAGAAAAGUACUCGCAGCACAUGCAGUUCGCCGCGUCGUCGAGGGAGAUCCUGGAGGCCCACGGCAGGGGCAGAAUAGCCUCCCUGAUUGGAGUGGAGGGUGGGCACAGUCUAGGAAGUAGCUUAGCCGUUUUAAGAACGCUCUACCAGCUGGGUGUGCGAUACCUCACGCUGACACACACUUGUAACACGCCGUGGGCGAAGAGCUCGUCGGUGGAGGACGACGACGAGGACGGCGGGGGCCUGACGGUAUUCGGUAAGGCGGUAGUCCAAGAAAUGAAUAGGCUCGGGAUGCUGAUAGACCUCAGCCACACCGCGAGGGCGACCAUGAGGGAUGCUCUGAGGGUCAGCAGAGCGCCGCUCAUUUUUUCACACUCCUCAGCGUUCGCCAUUUGUAACUCCUCCAGAAAUGUGCCCGACGACAUUCUCAAGCAACUGGCUGACAACGGCGGGCUGGUGAUGGUCACGUUUUACAAUUACUUCGUGAAAUGCGGGCCCCAAGCGACCGUCUCGGACGUGGCCGAGCACAUAUACUACAUUAGGAACCUAAUUGGCGUGGACCAUAUCGGAGUCGGCGGGGACUUCGACGGCAUCAACAAAACUCCCCGCGGUCUCGAAGACGUCUCCAAGUAUCCCGAACUAUUCGCCGAACUUCUCCGCAGUGGCAAGUGGAACGUGCUCGACUUGAAGAAAGUCGCCGGCUUGAAUUUACUGCGGGUCCUCACACAGGUAGAGCGCGUGCGGGACGACAUGAGGACAGCGGGAAUUACGCCGUCCGAGGAGUACCUUCCAGACUCGCCGGACACGGUCGGCAACUGCGCCCUGGAUAUUAAUUCCGUUCAAAGGGUCACGGAAGUCUGAUCGAUCGGACUGUACGCACUGCGCCCGGCGACAUGCAAAUUAAUCUUACACCCGCACGGCAUUACGUUCCGCGGGCGCAACGGCCACGGCCGGGAGACAAGCCGGAUACCCGCCGCCGUCGCCGUCGCCGUCGCCGUCGCCGUCGCCGGCGACUCGAGGCGACUCGAGGCGACUCGGGGCGAAAAUUCAAUUAUCUCAAUUACCGCGGCCUGCACGCUCGCGAAAGCUCAAUUAAACGUCGACGUUUGCGAAGGCUCAAAAUAAACCUACCUCCCGAUAGCCCGUUUCACGUAGGCGACGAGCGACAUUCUAUCGAUUUGCGUUUCACCUCUCCCGCGGGAGCGUUUGCAUGCAACGUUAUACCGAGAUGCGUCGUCGACGGAAUAAUUAGGACACCGUCAGCAGAGGCUCGAGAUGCGAAAUCUUUCAGUAUCUCGUUCUCGGUGAACGAUAUCGAGUGGCGGCGACCGUCGCGUCCGUGCUGCAAUUUCUCCACUCGGCGGCGGAUCUGUAGCCGAUCGCAUCCGCAGCAGGAUCGUCCCGCGAUUUUGUCGCGUGAAUCUCAGAAAGCACCGAAAUCUUGCUCGCUCGGAGGAUCGAAGCUCGGUAGAGAAGCGAUUGGAGUACGUUCCGAGAAGAAGAAAAGUCGCGGAAGAGAAUUGCAGACGCACGAGCGCCGAUCGUCCGCGAGUGUGCAACGCGAGUGUUGCGUUAAGCCCGUUCUACAUUAGUCACGCAAGACGCACAGAACGCAAGUCGCAAGUCGAAUUGGAAUUCCACCAAUCACAGUCGAAUAUUCUCUUAACAUUCGACCGUGAUCGGCGGUGAAUUUCUACGACUUGCGACUUGCGUGCGUUCUGUGUCUUGCGUGACUAAUGUAGAACGGGCUUUACACUUACAUCGCCGAGUGGCGGAAUUUCAACGUCGACGUGAGACGUUGCUGCUGCUUGAUGCUCACCGGCUUCCGGUAUCCGCUGAUGAGCGUGAGUAAAACAGCCGGAGAAUCACUUCCUCUUGGCGCGACAACACACCGAGCUUAUUGCGAAGCACGAGCCGGAGUCUGGCCCGGCGGGUAGAAUUCUUCGAGUUCACAAGCAAUUUACGCUCACGAGUCACGCGGAAUAAUCCGCUCGUCGCCGCGAUAUUUACCCGCGUUAAUACGCAGACAGACUUUUUCUACUCGAUAAGAUCCCGGCGGGUGCAUUGCCGCGGGAGGCUGACUGUGUGCGGUUGUCUGCCUCUCUCGGGCACCGCCGCCUCUGCUAUCACGCCGCAAGCGUGAUCUUUCGCCAGCAUGUAAAUAUCUAAGCGAUAAAAAAAAAAAA